This is a messenger RNA of Sipha flava (yellow sugarcane aphid), 26546 nucleotides long. It is a transcript of the gene Msp300, whose product is annotated as nesprin-1. Gene Ontology annotation, biological process: nuclear migration. Bases 2813 to 26431 code for a protein of 7872 amino acids. Lineage: Eukaryota; Metazoa; Arthropoda; Insecta; Hemiptera; Aphididae. The record is from RefSeq and is a predicted model, not a curated record. Gene Ontology annotation, cellular component: meiotic nuclear membrane microtubule tethering complex; nuclear outer membrane; cytoplasm. The transcript is spliced from 95 exons. Gene Ontology annotation, molecular function: actin filament binding.
ACUUAAUUAUUUGAAACUACUAACAUGUUUCCCUUUUCAAUAAUAAUGUUCGUAAAAAUUGUCAACAGAUCAACGACGUCAGGGCUUUUCGUUAACUAAAAUGUACCUCACAAAGUGUACAUCAUAUCACAUAGUUGUUUCUUACAAUCAUAAAAAUCCUAACAAGUAAUAAUAAAUAAUAAUAACAUGCGUAUUUCGAUGAAACCUAUAAUUGUCGCUCCUCUUUGCCUAAGGCUUGUCUAAAAUUCCGCAUUCCGGUAAAAUUCAACCCUUGCACUCGAUGAUUUACCACCCCUAUUUUACACAUUAGUAUUAUAAUCGCGUAUAUAAUAUGUAAGAUCGACUGGUGCAUUUCAAUCUUGGUAGUUUGGGGAUGAUCGGUAUAAAAAAAGGUACUUUUGAGAGCGACUGGUGCACGCCCAUAAUUUUGUGGUCUUCGACUUUUGAUAGCUCGAUAACGAGUUUAUAAUCCACAAUAGAAUUCUUAUGGAAAAACAUACGCGUACAAUAAAAAACUGAUUAAAACGCGCAUGUGUUUUUAUACAUUUUUAAUGUCUUACACAAUCUUGUUUAACAAUCUUAAUUAUAAAACGUUAAAAACAAUUAAUCGAAUGUGAUGAUUGGUACCCAAACACAAACAUCCGUCAGUCACAAGCCGAAACAACCUUAACUACUGCUGCGGUUCACGCUAACGGUAUUGCAAUAGCUGUACACGAAAAAACGAAUGUUUGAUUUUACCUUCGUGUUCGGUUUCGCGCGAGCACUUAUUUCAUGAGAAGUGUCGACGAAUCGAACGUGAUGCACGCUCUACUAGUUUAUCAACGAAAACACUCCAGUACUACCGUUCGUCGUCGUCGUUGUUGUUGUUGUUAUCCGAAUAAAAACAAUAAUAAUUCCUAUUGUCCGGUGCAGUACGUCCCAUGCGCGUGCGCGCGCGGCGCCCGCAUAUCUAAUGUCGACGGGAACCGACGUAGUCGGCGCGCGGUAAAUUAGGUCAGGUUAUAUAACGUGUCUAUCGCACGCGCAGAACGUGUGAGGCGACCGGUGGUGCACUAUUCGACCGCGGGACAAUCCGUUCUCCGGCCCGUUACGACACACCGCGCGCGCGCGUUACGCCAUAGCGUUUCGUACCGCGUGCCGUUCGCGGCGCGUUUUUCGGCCGCGCGCAAGGCAAACGGACGGGACGCAGACGAAACGCGCCGCAGAGAUUCGCGCGUUCCGCUACAGUUUUCUACUGGGCCACCGCCGUCCGACGACUUACCGUGUCCGGUCGCGCGUUCGACGGCUGACAGUUGUCGGCGAUCGAUACGGAAAACGCGUGCGAAAGACGACACGGUGCCGGUACAGCGAUGCCGGGCGCGCACGAACACGGGCGGUGAGACCGUGGUAACGCGCGGCCGACGGCGUAUAACGAACACGGUCGUGCGGAUCGAUAGGGCGCGCGCGAACACCACGUCCCCCUACCCACACCGAGGUCGUCCGGACGGACACGCACAGCGAGCACGUGGCGGUCUUUGCGCUCCGGCGAAAGCGAAACGCUUUUUUUGUAUUUUUUUUUUUUUGUUUUAUCGACGUGCUGGGUUCGCGCGGCGAACACGCGACGCGCGAAACGGGGCCGCGAACGCGCGUGACCGACGGCGAAACGUUGGGCGCGCGCGGUCGUUUCCGGGCGGUGUACGGUCCGCGCGACCCGACCGACGGCCUCGCGAGUGUUCCCCGCGGUUUCGGUUCGUCAACGUCGUGAUGCCCGUUCGUGUAGACGCGGCGCGUUUUUCCGAUCGCAGCAGCGACGACCACAAAACUCGCAAAGUUGUCGUCACGUUACUAGUUACAUCGUAGAGCGUUGAAAACUGCAAGUUCCGUCCGGACGCAUUCGCUUCGGGUUCGGAUCGCAGUCACGUUGUGGGUACGUUUCGAAACUGUUCACCGAGCACUCGGUCCGGCGGGUACGCGCGUUAGUCGCCGGUAGGUAACGCCUGCGGACGAUUGCAGACUGUUCACGGGGGGGGGGGCUACGUACGGUCGUGCUCUGGUUAACGCUGUAACGUUGUCGAAUUCGAAAUAUAAACGUUACGAAGGUAACAUAUGUUGUAUAUAAUUUUUUAUUUUUUCACUUCGAUUACGCAGAGGCGACCGACGUCGUUACAGUUUACCUGCCACGUUCGAACGACGAAAUGUACUGUACGAAAUACCGGUGUUCUCCGCGCGUUCUCCGUUGUGCACGACGAGUGACGAAAACCGUGGACAAUGUAUAACGUGACGGGUCAUACGGGCACAACGUUAUUUUCGGGUUGUCCAAAUAUCAAUUUCUAACACUGAAAUCGACGGUAAACAAUACGUUUUCGCGAAUACGGACGGUCAAUUUGAUUUUGAUUUUUACUUUUUGAUGCGUUUACAACAAAACACCAAUAUUUACGUGAAAUAGAGCGACGUAUUAUAAAAAAGAAAAAAAAAGAGAAAACAUGAAAACAACAUUACAAUUCUGCGAUUUUCCGUGCUCAUAACGGACGUGAAUUGUGUUACACGUUGUGCAGCAUUCGUAAUUUUGUCUGAUUGAUAAGUUGACCGAGAGGGCAACACUGUGCAAAACAUUAUGUGUGCAGCCGGCAUCAUACUUUGAACCUGUUUUCACUUGUUCCACCGGCGACCAGUUGUUCGCGUACUUCACGUCGCUGUCAAUGUGUUUCGACGUCGUUUGUCCGUGAUCAUUUCGUUUUGAAUAUUUUAUUCGUUUAAAACAACGUGAACUGGUAUAAAAUAAAAAGUUUCAAUUGAGUGAUGCUUUAAAAUCAGAAGUGGGGAACCCUUCAAUAUGGAUAGGCCCAAGAGGCCUUUUUUUUCAUUAAAAACACCGAAAAAAGAUGAUCCCCCGCAAGAUAACGUACCUCAGAAGAAAUCAUUCAAAGAUAAAGUUGAUUUUUUCGAAAAAACAAACGUAUCUGAAGAAAGCCAAGAUGCUGCUGUUGGUACUGGGGGAUUAUGUGAUGGGUCGAGUGAUGAAACUUUCGAGCAAGUGCUCGAAGAACGUGAUGUGUACACUAAAGAUGGUCGAAAAAAAGGCAAAAUGGUCAUUGUGAACAUGGUUACGGUACACAAGAGUGUAAAAACUAUUAAUAGUCCUGAAUCGAGUCCUGUGGUCAAACAAUCGCUGUCAUUUGAUCGAGAAAACCCAAUAAGCAGAUCCUCAUCCCGAGAUAGUAUUUCUUCACCGCAAAGUUGGAGGAAAUCAUUUGUUGGUACUCGGUCACAAUUUGAUUUACACAUUGAAGAAAUAAAAAACGAACAGGAGAGAGUGCAGAAGAAGACUUUUGUAAACUGGAUAAACUCGUAUUUGUGUCAAAGGAUACCACCCCUAAAAAUUGAUGAUUUAAUCGAAGAUCUUAAAGAUGGUACGAAAUUACUUGCAUUAUUGGAAGUCUUGUCUGGAGAAAGACUGGCUAUUGAGCGUAGUCGAAACAUGAGGAGACCACAUUUUUUGAGUAACGUAAAUAGUGCAAUACAAUUUUUACAGAGUAAACGAAUUAAAUUGGUAAACAUAAACUCGGCUGAUAUUGUUGAUGGGCGACCUCCUAUUGUUUUAGGUCUUAUCUGGACUAUAAUUUUGUAUUUCCAGCUUCAUAAAAAAGGAAUUACAGUAACUAAUGACAUUGAAGAAAAUACAAAAGGACUGACAUCAUUAAACUAUUCUUUUAGUGGAAGCACGAGUAGCUUAGAAAGCAUUCGAUCACCUACAAUGGAAAUCAGCAAAAAGGCAGAUGGUGCUAAAAAAACGUUGUUAAAAUGGGUUGGAACCGUAAUUCCUAAGGAAAGUAACAUAAAAGUAAAAGAUUUUGGACCAAGUUGGAGAGAUGGUAUAGCUUUCCUUACCAUCAUAGAUACUAUAAAAACUAAUUUAAUCGACAUAACUACUUUGAAAAAUGAAACUAAUCGUAUAAGAUUAGAAACUGCAUUCAAUGUUGCUGAACAAGAUUUAGGAAUAGCUCGAUUACUGGAUCCUGAAGACGUUGAUGUAGAUCGACCUGAUGAAAGAUCAGUUAUGACUUAUGUUGCACAAUUUGUACAUAAAUAUCCCGAAGUUCGCAGUGAAAGUGGAGAAUCAAUUGAUAAAAUACAAAAAGAUUAUAAUUUGCUAUUGUCAUGGUUAACUGAAAGAACUCAAUAUUUGUCUUGGCCUCAAAAUUUAUCUCAAGAUUUUUCGGAAUUUUCCAAAUCCCAAGAUGAAAUGGUAGAAAUGAGUAGUAUAUUCAACAGGUUGAAAAAAAUAUGUAAUUCUGGAUCAUCAAUCAGUAUUUCUGGGCAAUCAUGGAAAGAAUUAGAGAGACUUUGGAUGUUACUAGAUAAUUUAAUGAAAAAUUGGCAAUGGCAGUUAGAUCUCUGUCUACCUCAACCAUUUAAAGUUAUUGGAGAAUGGGUCACAAAAGCUGAGCAGCUUAUAAAUGAUAAUACCAUUCCAUCAGUUAUGAAUGAAGAGACAGCUGUAAUAAUUAGCAGAAAAUUGGAAGAUCAUAAGUUAUUUUUUGCCGAUUUACCCGAAGUUCAACAAAAAUUCAAUGAACUCUUAGUAAAAACUAAAAGUCAAAAUAGAGAAGUAAAUAAUCUAUCAAGACGUCUUGAUGCUAUUGAAGUAGAUUCACAUAAGCGGCGUACUUAUCUAAAAUUUUUGGAGCACAAGUGUUGUUUAAUUGCAUUUUUGAAUUUGACUGAAAAUAAACUAAAAGCAUGGACUGUUAAAUAUGGCCGUCAACAGGACGUUUUGCAACUUCUCGAAAAAUACAACAAUUUCGUUAUAGGAAACAAUAUAUUUCAAGAAUUUAAUAAGGCAUUUAUAGACAUGCAGAAUGUCGUACAAGAGUAUAAACAAGAGUGCAGUGUAGAAUAUAGAGAUUCUAUUGCUAUUGAAAAAUUUAUGAGACAGACAGCUGAACAAUGGAAAAGUAUUGCAAUGGAAUUAAGAUGUGCACAAAGCAUGCUCGAAGAAGUCAUAUCCUAUUGGAGGCGAUGGAGUAAAAUAUCUGAAGAAAUGAAAUUAUGGUUAGCGGAUGCUGUUAUAAAAGUUGAUUUGCCACAUGAACAGAAAAUCGAUUUCUUUCAAGAUAUUGGUGUUUGGAAAGAAAAAUAUGAGUUGCUUAAUGAUACAGUUAGCUUUUUAGUGGCAACAUGUGAAGAUUCAAUUAGUGCCGAAUUAAAACAAGAAUUUCUUAGUAUAACAAGUGCUUGGGAAAGUAUAUUCAUGAAAACUAAAAAUCACAUGCAUUCUGGUGAUAUGAUCAGAAACAGAAAAGAAUAUUUAGAAGGAUUAGACAUAUUACACAAAUGGAAUAUUCGUGCAGAACACAUUAUGUCAUCAAUACAUUUGAGCUCGUCGCGGAAAAUUAAAGAUUACUUAAACGAUAUCCAAAUACUUCAAACACAAUUAGAUGAAAUGGAUGAUCUUUUUAAGGCAAUCAGUAAAAAGUUUCAAUUAUUAAUAAAAGAUUUAACGAGAGAUGAAGUCAACGAGAUGAUGCUAUGUAUAAAAAAAGAAAAGGAAUCUCUUGUCAAUAUUAGAGCGAGUAUACCUAUACAAUUAAAUGCACUUCAUCAUAUGCUUGUUCAAUAUGAUGCUCUUGAAACAGGUCAAAAAGAAAUAAACGAUUGGUUAAAUAGUUGUGAUGAAUUUUUGAGUACAUUAAAAUUAAGUAAAAAUCGAGAAGAACUGUAUAGUGAUAUUGAUUAUUUGAAGAGCAUAUUAAUUCGUAUGUCCUACUACCAGUCUAUGUUAUCAAGUAAGAAUAAAAUAUUCCAAAGCAUUAUUAAAUCAAUACAACCGGAUAAUGAACAAGAAAGCAAUGCUGAGUUUGUACAAACAAUGGCUGAUUUAAAUGCAAGGUUUUCAAGAAUUACUCAAGAGUGUCAACAUUGGGAUAUGAAAUUACAACAAACUUUAAGAUGCUGGCAUAAUUUUGUUGAAGUGGAAAAUGUGAUACUAGAUUGGAUUGAAACUAGUAAAAAAAUAUUUUCAGAAGAAAUGACAAGCUUAAGGCAAACUUUAGAAUCCCAAAAAGAUUAUUUUGAGUUUUCCAAUAAUAAUAAAUGGAUUACGGAAUUGGAUACUGUUGAGGAUGAACUACUUAGAUGUAUUGUACCCAGUGAACAAGAAUCAAUAAGAAAUAGAUCCAAAGCAAUAAAAUUGAAAUACCAAGAAUGUUUAAGUAUGGUUCCUGAAUACCUGACAAGAGUUGAAUUUAAACUAAAUGAAAUUACAUUCAAUCAAUGUAUGAAUGAGGCAGAAAAAGAACUUAAUAUUGAGCAACAGAUGUUCAGUAGAAAUGAUAAUGUUAACUUGGUACUCAAUCGAAAUAUUGAAUACUUUGAUAAUGGCGUGAUAUUUAAAGAACUUAAAUCAUGUUUAAAUAAUAUGACUGUCGCUAGUAAAAUAAUAGCUAAUCCAUCACUGGAUUCUACAUUAAACAAAUCAAUCAAUCGAUUUAAAAACAUAGAAAAAAGAAAUAUAGAAAUGAGACAAAAAUGCAAACAAAUACCUAAUCAGUUUCAAGAUUACAAAUCUAAAUUUAACGAUAUUGAGAAAUGGAUGAACGCAGUUGAUAUAAGCGUUCAACGAUUGUUAAAAGGACUUUUAAAUGACGAAGAAUUUGAAAAAGAAAAAUUCAUAUUCCAAGAAAUAUGCCACGAUGUUGAUAGCAAACGUGAUGAUAUGAAGUGGAUGGUUCAAAUAUUGGAUAGUCUUUUACCAUACAUACCUCAAGAACAGCAACAAGUAGAACAGAAAAAUUUAGAAAAUCUUAUUGCUCGUUAUAAGCAUUUAAUACCAACUAUAGACAUGACUAUAACCAAAACCGAAAUGUAUACUAAAUGUUUUAUAUAUAAAAAAGAAGUAACAGAAAUUGGAAAUAUUCUACAAAAGACUAAAGAAGAACAGUUAUCUAAAAAAGGUGAGUCAUGGGAUGAUUUAAAUGGACUAAUAACAAAUCAGGAACAAAUAAUUGAAGAACUUGAGAAGCAACGAGUAAUAGUUAUGUCAACAUUGCAACGAGGCAAGCAACUAGCUAAACAUUCUACUUCCGUGCCAAACUUUAUUCCACAACUUGUUACUAAACUGGAAACAGAUUGGAGUGUUGUAUAUAAUGAAUCAAUUGAUAAGUUCAACAAAUUAAAAAAUGCUCAAAAGCUUUUAAUAGAAUACACGAAAACUAAAAAUGAAGUAAUGGAAAUAAUCAGAAAAGCUGAAAAUGAACUAAAAACAAUAUCUGAUGAUAAUAAACAUAACUCAAAAGAAAUCUCAAUGCAAUUAAGAAGUAAACAAGAAUUAAGUCUCGCAUUGCGAGAAGCUGCUGAAAGUCUGUUAAAUAAGUUGAAAGAUAUAUCGCAAAAUUUACAUAUCCCAGAAAAACAAUUUGAUAUUGAAAACGAAAUUAAUGCAAUUGAAAGUCAAUUAGAAAAUACUAUGCAAACAGUGAAUAAAGAAACACAGAGAUUGGAAAAGCUUUCAAUGAAACUAUGUGAACUAGAUUCAGGAUUGAAUAAAAUUCAUAUUUGGUCCGUAGAAUCUGCUCCAGCAGUUAUAGAAAGAAUACAGAAAGAUGAAUCAAAUCCAGAAAUGAAAGCUCGAGGAAUGGAACAAGUUCAAGACGAAUUACAAAAACGAAGAAAUAGCUUAGAACGAUUAACACAAGAUAUACAAAGUUUUGAAAAAGAAACCGAUACUAGCGAAACGCAAAAACUUAGACAAGACUUGGAUGAAGUUAGAAUGUCUAUAUUAAAUUUAGAAUGCAAUACUAAUCGCAAAAAUGAAGAAAUUAAUAUUGAUCUUAAUGAGUGGCAAAUUCAUAAAGCAAAAUUAGAAGAAAUUAGACCUUGGCUAGAGAAUGCUGAAAAAAAAAUUAAUACUGACUAUGUUAAACCAAUUACAUUGCAAUUUGCAAAUGAUUGGUUAGAAAAUGCAAAAUUAAUGGAUUCGGAAUGCAAAGAAAAAAUUGAAAAUCUUAAGGCAAUAACAACCGAAAAUAAAACUGCUGUUAUUUUGAACGAAGUAGAUGCAAUACAAUCUCGUUGUAUAUCGGUACAGUCAUCUGCAAUUCAACAAUCUACCCGUCUCCAAAGGUUGUUAUUAAAUUGGAAUGAGUUAAUCGACAAAACUCAAAAAAUAGAAGAUAAACUAAACCAACCAAAAUUAUCAAAAUUAAAUGCUUUAAUAAUAAGUCAAUCACUUUCAGAAGAUAUACUUGAAAAAAAACUAUUGGAACACAAAGUAUUACAUCAAGAACUUAUCGAAUGUCAAAGUGAAAUUUCUAGUCUUUCACAGAGCUUAAAUGGAAUUAGUCAACAGUUUACAACCGAGACUACAAAUGAUGUGAAGGAUAAAUUAGCCAAUUUAAAAAGCAAAAAUAACGAAUACUUAAAGCUAGUGCAUGAACACAUGCAAACUAUUUCCAAUAUAAUUUUAGACAAAAAAGAACACAACAUCAAAUUUAAUACAUUUUGUGAAUGGUUGAAUGAACUGGAUUCAAAAGUAAGCAAAUGUAAUGUUGUUUCAAGUAAUACAAUUGAGCAAACACUAAAGAAGCUGCACUCCUUUACUGAAGAACAUAUGGAAAAACAAUCAUUAUUUAUUGAAAUUGAAGACAAUUUUAAAAAUUUUGAUAACAAUUCUGCAGUACAACAAUCAAUUAUGCAAUUUAAAGGCAUUCAAGAUCUUAUGCAACAGAAAAAAAUUGUACUGGAAAAAGCGAAUGAAUUCAUUAUUUGGAAAGAGACAUUAUUAGGAAAAUUAAGUCAUAUUGAAUUUCAAUUUGAUGCUAAUCAAGCUAAUAUAACCUUAAUAGAUUAUGUGGAUAAAUGUUCAGAAGAAGUUGAACUCUGGAAACAAAAUAUAGACUCAAUUGAAAAUUUAUUGCAACAAAGUAAAACUACUAUUCCCGGAUCAUCAAUUGCAGACCAAUUUAAAGAAGUAGAACUGAAAUUGGUUAACAUUCAAGAAAAACUUAAAAAAAAAGAAGAAAACGAACAUAAAAUAAAGAACUGUCAAAAAGUUAUCAAUAAAAUGAAUGAUGAUUUGGUUAAACGAAUUAAAAUGAUAGGAAGUAAAAUUGAUAACCACAAAUCUUCUGCGAAAUCAUUAAAUGAUAUCAAUGUUAUCCUUCCAAAAAUACAAGAAUUAACUGAAACAAAUGAAUUAAUUGAACAACUUAAAAAUUUGGAAGAGGAAGGUGCAAUUUUAAUUCAGCUCGACAAAAGUAAAUCGAUAUUUGUUAAGAAUAUUUUACUAGAAGUAAAUACCGAUUUGGCUAAUUUAAACACUGCAGCUGAACACGAAAUAACAAGUUUAAAAGAAAUUAACGACAAUUGGUUAAAAAUCAAUGAUAUUCAAAAUAAAAUAAAAUCCACUAAAGAAGAGUGGAAAGUUAUAUUAGAGUCAAUAGAGUCACCGAAUGAUUUAACUGAAGCUCAAGCAGUAGAAGAAAAAUACAAUAAAGCUCUAAAACAAAGUACAGCUAUAAUCGAUGUUUUACCUGUAACGGAAGAGUCCCUUCAAAAGUUGAUGAUAUUGGCAGAAAACUAUCCAAAACUAAAUGUUAAAAAAAUUAAUCAAAAUUAUAAAAAUGACGUAGAGAGUUGGGAAAAAUUUCACAAGGAAAUUAAAAAGAACGCUGAAAUUGCACAUUCUCAACAAGUAAUUUGGAAACAAGUGAACCAGGCUAAAGAUAGUAUUUUGCAAUGGCUAUCAGAUGUCAACAUUGAGCUUUUAGAUUGCACCUCUAAUUUCGAUGAUAUCGAAAAAAUUAAAAGCAAACUUUUUAAAUAUUCAGAAGAAAAAGAUAUUAAUUUAGCGUUAAAAAACAAUCUUGUUGAAAAAAUUAAUAAGUUACAAAAACUAAAUGGAGGUAGGCCAAUCCUAACAUUAGAUUCAUUGUGUGCAUUGAUGGAUGACCAAUUUACUGGUGUUGAAAGUAUAGCUUGCAAUUUAGUGGGUCUUGUUAGUGAGUUUUCUCAACAAGAAGAAGCAAUAAGAUUUGAAAUAAAAAAACGCACUUCUGAAAUUAAUCAAAUACGUGAAAACGUUAUCAAGUGUGAUAAUCUGAAUAAUGAACUAGAUGCAUUGUUGAUCAAUUUAAAAUCUUGUCAAAAAUGUAAAAAUGAACUAAUAAAAAUGAAUUUAAAUAUAGAUGCCGUUAACCAUUCAGUAUCAGAGAUGACCGAAACUUACCCAAUUAUUUCUGAAUCUACAAUAAUUAAAGAACUAAAAAGCCUUAAAAAACGAUAUGAAAGUGUUGUACAACAGGUUGACAAAGUAGAAACUACAUUAAUGACAUAUUUAAAAAAACAUUUAGAAGAUGAUUUGACCAACCUUUUACAUUCAAUUAAAAGUGCUGAUGAAAAGUUAACAUGGUGUAAACCAGAAGAAGAAAUCGAAAAAGAACAAAUAGAAAUCAAACUUCGUUCUGUUGAAGACAUUAAAGGAAACUUGAAAACAAUUAAGGAACAAAAAUUUAAAAUAGAUUAUGUUUUAGAUUAUCUUAAUCAAUAUUCUUCGGCGGAUCUGAGUUUAGACAAAAUAAGUAAUAAUAAUGAAUUAUUAAGCGUAAAAAUUGAAAAUACUGAAAAAGAAAUUAAGGAACGAGAAACGACACUUGCAAAAAUCAUAAAUAUGUGGGUUGAAUAUCAAAUUGUUUUGGAUGAUAUUAUUCCAUCGGUUAAUAUCUUAGAUAAUGAUGUAAAAACAUCUGUAGACAUUUCUAUUGAUAUGAACUCUAUAAAUAUUGCGGAAGAAAAUAUAAAUAAAUACAAAAUAAAAGUAAAUGAGGCUAAUCAACUUUUGAAUAAACUUGUACAUUGUGUUGAAAAUAUAAAAAUAUUUCACAGUAAAUCAACAUUAGAAAAUCAAGCGAUAAAAAUUAAACGAAAAUUGGAAUCGUACCAGAAUAGUAUUGAUAAAUGCCUUGAUAGAAUAAAUCGUUUAAAAGAAAUGAAAAAAGAAUUUAAUACUUCGUAUGAAAAAGCUAUUGCUUUUAUAAAAGAAUUAAAUAGUAAAUUAAAAUCGAUUGAAACUGCUCAGAAUGCAGGAAAAGCAUCUAUUCAGAAUGCUCAAUCGGAUUUAGCGACAUUGAAAAAUCUAAAUAAACAACUUGAAGAAAAUCAACAAUUAAUAAAUGAUACUAUUUCAAAAGGUGAAUGUAUGUAUCCAGAUAUAACAAUGGAAAAUCGCGAAGAAAUAAGAUCAAAAGUUAAACAAUUAAGAUUGGACUGUGAAAAUUUUAACGAUGAAUGUGGAAAUAUUACGAAAAACAUUGAAAACGCCUUAGUACAAAAAUCAUCUUUUAAUGAAAGUUUUAAUCAAAUUCAGAAUUGUCUUCAUGAAAUGGAAGAAAAAUUUAUCGACUUAAAAAAAGCAAAACGAAAUAAUAUUAUGGAUAAGGGAACCAAUUGUAACAAUUUAAAAACAUUAAAACAAGAUCUUAUUGCUUAUAAGGAUGUAAUUGAUCAAUUGAAAGAAAAAGUAACACAAUUAAAUGAACCAGAUGCUAAUACAAAACUUCAAGAUAUAUUAAAAAAAUAUACAAGUAUUUCAUCGGAUGUGAAUAAACGUUUAAAACUAAAUGAGUCUCACUUAAAAAAUCACGAGUUGUAUUUAGAAAACGUAGAAUCAUUCAAAAAUUAUCUUAAAAUAUUACAAGAUGAGUAUUCAGUUGCAAUUGAUAAUCAUUCAGAAACAAAUACAGAUGUUUUUAUGAAUAUAAUCAAUCAAAAAGCUGAUGGUGAAAUUUUAUUAGAAAAAUGUUGCAACAUUGGAGGUAUAGUAUUGAAAGAAACUGAUGCUAAUGGUAAAUCUACAGUUCAGGAUGAACUCAAUAAACAAAAAACGAAUUGGAAAAGUUUGAUAUUAAAUUGUGAAAAUACAUUAAAAAUGUUAAAUCAAAAACAAAAUCAGUAUGAUGAAGUUUUAACUAAAAUAGAAAAUUUAGAUAAAUAUUUAAAAUCAAUUGAGACUCAAAUAAAAGAAAGAAGUUUAAAAAAUUCGUCAGCAAGUAAACAACAAUAUUUAGAAAAACUUAAACUUUUAGACGAAGAUAUCACGAAAAAACAUAAAGAAAUUUUGGAAAUACAAUCUGAUAUUGUAGAAGUUUCACCUGAUGUUAAUAAUGCAAUUACUAAUUUAAUGAAAACGUAUCAAAAUGUUAAGACCAGAACAAAGGAAUCAAUUUUAAAGUAUGAAAACUUUGUACGAGAACACCAGCAUUUUGAUUUGAGUUAUAAAGAGUUUCUUGAAUUAGUUAAAAGUUUAGCAGAGGAACUAAAACAACACAGUGAAGUUGUUGGUGAUUUAGGACUCUUACAAGAAAGACAAAAAAAACUACUUGCAUUAUCAGAUUCAAAGUGUCAACAAAGUGUGCAAUAUGAAUCUCUAGUAAAUAUGGCAGAAAAGCUAUAUGCUCAAACUUCUCCUGAUGGAAGAGAAAUCAUUCGACAACAUAUGAAGGAUUUAAGAAUUGCAUGGGAGUCAGUUUCUGAAAAUUUGCAAUGUAGUCUCAGUAAACUUGAUAAUUGCUUAAUGCAGUUCGCAGAAUUUUCGUUAUCUCAAGAACAGUUAACCAAAUGGCUAAAAAAUAUUGAGCAAGCAAUGCAACAACACACUGAAACAAAAGCAACUUUACAAGAAAAAAGAGCUCAACUUCAGAAUCAUGUUGUUAUAAACCAAGAAAUAAUGUCUCAUCAAACACUUGUACAAUCAGUAUGUGACAAAGCUCAAGAACUUGUAAAUCAAACUAAAGACAACACAUUAAACACGUAUUUGGAAUCCAUUAAAAGCCUUUAUGAAAAAAUUGUUACAAAAUCUAAGGAGUUAAUGGAUUCAUUAGAUCUAUCUGUACAAAAUCAUUCUGAAUUUAACCAAAUCUGUCAGAAACUUAAAUUAAUGUUGAAAGAACAACGUAAUAAAAUAAGAGAAAAUAACAAUAUUUCCGCUGAAAAAGACGUGAUUAUUAAAAGAAUCACAAUACUCAAAGAAAUGAAAACAGCAAGUAUAGCUGAAAGAAAUUUGCGAAAUCACCUAGAAGAAGUAUUUAAAUUAGUAAGCAAAACUACAACGAAAAAAGGAGUUAAUUUUAUGACAAAAGAAAUAUCAAAAAUAGAUAAUGAUAAAGCACAAUUAAUUGUAGAAAUUGAUAAUAUCAUUGAAAAAAUGGAAGAAAUAAUUAUUCAAUGGACAGACUUUGAAAACGAAUUUGAUGAAAUAACAACUUGGUUUAGAUUAAUUGAAUCGUUUAUGAAAGAUCAACAAUUGCAAUCAACAUUCGACAGCAAAGAAAAUAAAUUAAAUCUUUUUGCGGAAAAACGUAAUAAAAUAUUAAAUUAUGAACCCAAAAUAGAGAAAUUCACUGAUAACUCUAAUAAUUUAUUGCACACAAGUGGAGUAGAACGUUUAAAACCACUUAUACUCCAAGUUGGAAAUCGGUAUCAAUUAAUUCUAGUGCUUAGUAAAGAAAUGGUAGCCAAAUGGCAAAAUAUUUCUGAUGAGCACAAGAAUUUUAAUAAUAAAUUAGCUGAAUUCAAAUUACGGUUAGAAACUUUGGAAAGCAAACCAGUCCAAAUUUUGAAUGACGAUGACUUAGAUUCAAACAAAAAAUUAUCACAAUUGCAAGCAAUUUAUGGGAAUUCUGAUCAAACAUCAGGAAAGAUAUCAUUAUUAACAUCUCUGGGGGAAAGCUUAUUCCCUGAUACAUCUGCUGCUGGACGAGAAACCAUUCGUGAACAGCUUAAAGAAAUUCGAGAUAGAUGGGAUGCACUGGACGAACAAAUUAAAACAGCCCAAAAGGCUCUGGGAAUACAAUCACAACAAUGGAAUAGUUAUCAAGAAACUCUUUUACAGACCAUUAAUUGGUUGGAUAGUAUUGAAAAAGCAAUUGCAUCAAACCAAUCACCUACAUGGUCAUCUCCACAAGAAAUAAGAUCAAAACUUCUAAAGCAAAAAGCAACAAUGCAAGAAAUAAAUUCUCAUAGUAGAAUGAUUGAAACCAUAAUGGAGAAAGGAAAAAUUAUAAAGAAGCCUAAAGAUAAAAUUGAUUUAGAAUUAUCGUUAAAAGAUAGAUAUGAUUUAUUACGUGAAAAAAUGAAUAAUUCUAUUACUCAACUAGAAAACUAUUUAGAGACUUAUCAGCAGUACCAAGAUUUACAUAAAUCAUACCAAGAUACUCAAAAACAGCUAUGGGAUCAACUUUCAACUUAUACAGAUUAUUCGGGAAAUAAACAAAUUUUAGAAUCAAGAUUAAAUAAAGUAAAUGUUAUACAAACUACGUUUGAUAAUAACAAAAUAACAUUAUUGACAAUGGAACGAUUUGUUGAAAAUUCGAAGAAUACGAUUCCACAAAAAGCAGUUGAUAUUAUGAUAAGGGAUCAUACAAAUUUACAAUUUGAACAAGAAAAAUUUCAAUCAUUGUUAAAUGAUUUAUUAGAAGGUUUAAAAAGUAGAAUAGAUCAAUGGGUGGAAUUUGAAAAUUUAAUGAAUCAGUUAAUUACAUGGCAUAACGAUACAGAAAAAAAAUUGCAAAAUUAUUCGGAAAAGGCUACGCUUGAAGAAAAAACUCAGCAAUACAAUAAAUUCCAGGACUUAGAAAAAGAAAUUAAAGGAAAAUCUAACUCUGUGAAAGAUUUAAUUGCAUUUGGUGAUCAUCUUCAACAAUCAUUAUUGGAAGAUAUGAAAAAAAAUGAUUUAGGCGUGGACAAACUUAUAGAUCAAUCUAGCGAGUACGAGUCAACUGGAGAAGCACGUUUGUCAACGAGAGUAAAACAAAUAUCAUCUCGCUAUCAGUCAAUGCAAACUACGAUCAAGGACAUUUUAAACAAAUGUAACGAAUCAAUAAAAAUUCAUCAAGAUUAUGUUGAUAAGUACAACGAAUGUUCAAUUCAACUUUCGAAUGUUCAGAAUCAAUUUAAAAAUGUAAAUGAACUCCAUCCAUCGUCACAAGCUGUGCAUCAAUAUUUAAUCCAGAAAAAUGGAAAACUUAAUGAGUUAUUAGAUACAAAGCCAAAUGUCUCAUCAUUAUUAAAUAGCUGCAUCGAAUUAGGAGAAAAAUUGUAUUUGAGCACAUCUACAUCUGGAAGAGAUAAUAUCAAACUUCAGUUGGAAGAGCUUCAAACAGUAUUUGAUACUUUAUACGAUGAUAUUUUGAACAUCAAUAGAGAAGUUAAAGAUCAAUUAACUAAAUGGGGUGGAUUUGAAGAACUAUAUAAUGAAUUAAAUCAAUGGCUAAAUAACACCAAACAAGUAUUAAAUAAAGAUUUAUUACUCAAAUCAACGUUGGACGAGAAAAAAAUGCAGUUACAAAUUUAUAGAGAUAUGCUCCAAGCUGCGUUGAAAAAAAAACAAGAUAUUGUGAAACUACAGGAUCUUAUUGGAAGAAUGCAGAUGCAAGAAAACAAUGAUAUACUUUUGAUUUCUAUAAGUAAACAACAUGAUGACAUUUUAAAACAAAUUCAAAAUUUUGUUGAUAAAUACGAGGCAAUUGUAAAAGAUCACGAACAAUAUACAAAAUCUGUAAUGGAAAUGCAAGAAUGGCUUGAUGCCACGCACAACACACUAAUGCUCUGGGGUGACAUAAACUUAGAAAAAAUUUCUUUGUUGAGUAAUCUGGAUCGAAUAAAGAAUUUGCUGUUGAGCCUUACAGAAGAAGAAAAUAGAAUACACAAUAUACAGAAACUAGCAGAAAAAGUGAUUCCUGGUACAGUUGAAAAUGGCCAAAUAAACAUUAGGGCGCAAAUUGAUUCAUCACAACAAGACUGGGAAGGGCUUGUAACAACUGUUAAAUCAUCAAUAGAAGCUUUAGAAAACAAACUCAAUAGUUGGAAUGAAUUUGAUACACUCAAGGAAUCAUGUUUAACAUGGUUACGAGAAACGGAUUAUAAAAUACAUGCUAUUGAUUUAAAAAAUUCAUUGGAAGAAAAGAAAUCUCAGUUUGAAGAACUAAAGGAAUUACAAGGAGUGAUACGAGCAAAAGAAUUUGAAAUUGACUCAAUCACAGACAAAUCUCAAAAUUUAUAUACGGUAUCAAUGUCUAGUAAAAAUUCUCAGGUUACAGAAAUCGUUCAAAAAUUCCAUCAACUUUCAAUGAAAAUAAAAGAAUUGGUUGGAAAAUGGCAACAAUUUGUAAACAACCAUUUAGAAUUUGAAAGUAGUCUAAGUGAAGCCAUUAUAUGGUUGGACACUGUUGAUGAUAAAUUAACAAGUUGUACAGAUUUUAAAUCCACUAGUAAAGCUGAUUUAGAAGAAAAACUUAUUGUUAUCCAAGAUAUAUUUUUGUAUAAAGAUGAUGGGUUUAGUAAAGUACAAAAUUGCAUUGAAAUAGGACAGAUAGUUUUAGCAAACACUGCACCUGAAGGCCACAAGCCAAUAAAUGAAUCAUUAAUAUCUCUACAAGAACAUUGGAGUAGUUUAGCAACAAAAAUGAUCGAGACCAAGACAAAUAUCGAUGAAUCAAUCCAACGAUGGUCAGGAUUUUUAGAACAUGUAAAACAAGUAGGAAAAAUAAUAGACAAAUUAGAGGAAGCAUUGCCCGAAUUAGAAGAAUUUCAAGGCACUAUGUCUGAAAAAAGGGAUCAAUUAGAGAAAUUAAAAAAUUUAGAUGAAAAAAUACGUUGUGAAAAAUUAGAGAUAGAUUCUUUGAAAUCAAAAGCACAUGAGAUGCUUAAAAAGGGUCAUCAGAGCAAUGCUGUUGCAGAAACACAAGAAGUGUUUAAUAAGUUUGAUAAUAUUUCAAAUAAAGUCAAAAAAUUACUGAAUCAACGCGAGCAACAAUAUAAAGAUCAUAAGACAUAUAAGGAAGCGUACGAAGAGUUAUCUAACUUUUUAAACAGAUCCCGGGAUAAAAUACCAUCAUUAAAAGAACGACCACUCAGUGAUAAAUUAGCAAUUGAAAAUGCAAUAACUCCACUAGAAUCACUUUUAAAUAAAAGAGCUCAAGGUGAAUUACUUUUGGAUAAUUUGAAUACAAUUGGAGGUAUUAUAAUUGCAAGUACCUCUGAAAACGGAGAGAAAAUAAUUAAAAAAGAAAUAUCGUCCAUAGCUGAAGAAUUGAACAAAUUAUUUGAUGAUAUAUCAGCUCAAAAAGAUAAUUUGCAUGCUAUUCAUACACACUGGAGGGAGUAUAAAGAUGAAUAUGAAAAACUAUCUGACUGGUUACAACAAAUAGAUAUAUCGAUGAAAGCUAUCAAGAAUACUCCAUUAGCAACUGUACUAGAAAAAACCGAUCAAGUGAAACAAAUUCAGGAUGUGUUAGAUAACUUAGAAAAAGGCAAAUCCAAUAUUGAUAAAUUUAAUGAAAGUUCGGGUCCACUAUUAAAGUCUCACCUUGAAACUUACGUCAACAAUCAGCUUAGACAUCUAAACUCUCGUUAUGAAGUUCAAGUGAAUUUAGCAAAGGAUGUUCAAAGGAAAGUAGAAACUAAUCUCGAGCAUCAUUUGCAAUACGAAAACUAUUUAGAAAAAGCUAAAACUUGGAUAAAUGACGCAAAAGAACUAAUCAGAUAUGGAAAUGAAUCAACAGCUAAUACAAGCAAAGAAGAUUUACAAGCUCGUCUUGAUAAAAUAUUGGAACUAUUAAAAUCGCAAGAAGAAGGUCAAUUAAUUAUCCACUCUACAGUGAAUUCUGGUGAAAAAGUUCUUAGAAGUACUAGAUCUGAUGGAAAAGAUCUGAUAAACAAACAACUAAAAGAAAUUCAAAUGGACUGGGAUAGACUUGUGAAAAAAAUAGCAACAUCUAAAGUUCAUAUUGAAACAAGCCUUUUACAAUGGGCUGACUAUAAUUCAUCAUAUUCACACUUGGAACAAUGGAUUACUGAUCGCGAAGCUAAAUUGGAAGAAGUUUGCGAACUAAAGGUAACAAAGUCCAAAAAAAACCAAGCUGGUAUUGGGUCAUUGAGUAUUGGAGAACGAAAAGCGACAUUACGUCGAACAAAUAGCAUUGUACAAGAUAUUGUUUCCUUUGAACCUAUGAUUCAAAAGGUGACGCUUAAAGCGGAAGACUUGCAACAAGCAGCACCUGCAAAUGAAAUAUCGAAUAAAUAUCAUACAUUAAGUAUUAAAGCUAAAGAUCUGUAUGAGAAGCAGAAAGAAAUUGUUAGAUUACAUCAAGAGUUUAUUGAUGCUGGAAAUGAUUUUGCUUCAUGGCUACGAUCGGUCAAAGAACGUGCAAGCAAAAUAUCUGAGCCAACAGGAGAUAAAGAAAUGUUGAGUGCUAAAUCAGUCCAAUUUAAGGUAUUACAGAGUGAAUUACCUGAAGGACAAAAAAAGUUAGAGGUAGCUCUCGAAAGGGCAGAGAAAGCUUGUUCGUUGGCCGAUGAAGAAGAAAAAGAAAUAAUUGAACAAGAAGUAGUAAUGCUACAAGAAGAAUUUGAUAUACAUAAUGAUACACUUCAAAAAACCAAAGCGUUAUUAGAAGAUGGGAUUUAUAAAUGGAAUGAUUUUGAUGAUUAUUCUAAAGUUGCAACAGAAUGGUUGAAUAAUACUGAACAACUAGUACAAUCAUAUAAUAAAUUACAGCCAAGUCUGGAAGGAAAAAAAGAAGCGUUAGAAGAAUUUCAAACUCAUUUACAAACAUUGUUUGAUUGGCAGAAGGAAUUGGAUAUAUUAAAUGGAAAAGCUCAGGUUCUUUUGGAAACGUGUUCUGACACACGUUUGUCAAACUCGAUAACUCAAAUGACCACUAAGUACAAUACAUUGCUUUCUUUGGCAAAAGAGGUCAUGCGACGUUUAGAAUUACAUUAUCAAGAACAUCAACAACAUAAUUCAUUAUACCAAGAGUGUAUGGAUUGGUUUGAAAGAACUCGAGAUAAGUUAAAUGAAUGUGAAGAGAUACCCAAUAGCUUAAAUGAAGUAAAAAGUAAAUUGCAAAGCUUAAAAGUAAUUAGACAAACACUUGAACAAGGUCAAAACCGAUUAAGAUACAUAAUGGAAUUAAAAGAAAAAGUUGUACUUAGUACUGAGCCUCAAGGUACGAUUAAGAUCGAAGAAGAUACUGAAAAUUUAAGACAAGAGUUUGAUAAACUUUCAAACAAAAUUCAAGUAUGUAACAAUAAUUUAAUACUGAGAGUAUCACAGCUUGAAGAACUAGAGAAAUGUAUAAAAAUACUUAAUGAAUGUUUGGAUGAUAUCACCUCUAAAAUCAAUGGAAAUGAUCUAGAACAACCACUAAAUGAUUUAAGUGAAAAGAAAACGGCGUAUGAAAAAUUAAAUUCCUUACUUCGAGAACUAAAUACUCACAAAGAUUUAGUUAACCGUUUAUCGACCAAUAAUGAUGAGAAGUCUCCUUUACCUCAAGAAUCAACUACUUGCAUAACAAGAUACAAUAAUAUUACCGAUUUGAUAAACAAUAAAUUAUCAAUCAUGGGAAAUCAAGUUACUGAACAUGAAGCUUAUAGAAAUGCAUUAAUAAAUGUAAAUGAUUGGUUGCGGAAAACAAGAGUUGCAGUUCAAGGCUGUGCUGAUACACAUGGCGAUUGUAAAAAUAAUGCUUCUAAAAUCACGCAGCUAAAAGCUAUCGAAGAAUCUUCUCAAAAUGGAGAAGGAAUGAUUAAGGAUAUUUUAGGAUUAAUUGAAUCCCUUAAAAAUAGUACUGGACCAGAAGGUUGUGAUAAGUUGAACCAAGAUAAAAAUCAAUUGAACAAUGAUUGGGAUGAGCUGAAACAUUUUAUUAAGGAAAUUCAAUCGGCAUUAAGUAAAUGUGCUAAGGCUUGGGAUGAUUUCAAUAUAGUAUUUAAUGCAUUAAAAGAUUGGGAAACUGAUUUGACAAGAAAAGUAAACGCAGCUUCUUCUUCUAAUGAAACAUAUACUCCGGAUGAUCUAGAUCAGUAUAAAUUUUGGUUACAAGAAAUCAUUAAUCAAAAUGUCUCUAUUGAAGAACUUACUGAUCGAUGUGAACUGUUGAUGGAGUUAAGUGCUUGCAAUUGGGUUAGGGAUGAUACACUUAAAAUACAAUCAUCGUAUACAACAUUACUAACUACAACUCAAGGACUUGUUUCUAAAGCAGAAAAAAAUUUAACUGAUCAUACUGAAUUUAUUGCUGCAAAAGAAAAGGUUGAGGAAUGGUUAAAUCGCGCUCAUGGUACAGUCCAAGAUUGCAUUGGUGAAGGUGAUUUGGGUUGGGUUAAAGAUAAACUGCAAACAGUAAACCUUGUAUCUUCGAGAAUAACAGAAGGUCAAUAUUUAAUGAACGGCAUGCAAGAAGUGUUUACAAAAGCGUUAAACAAUACAUUAGCUGCAGAAAGAAAUGCGUUAGUGGAUGCAAUGGAAGAAUUAAACAAUAGUUGGAACAGUUUAAACAUUGAUUUGAAUUCGGUUAUUGCUCAUUUAAAAUCUCUUCAAGCACGAUGGGAAGAAAAUAAUGAAGCUAAAGAAAACCUCGAGAAAUGGUUAAGCUCAUUGGAAUCUAAAAUCUUAGAAAAACAUGAUUUUAAGGCUGAUGUUGGUGAAAUGAAAACACUUUUUGAAAGGUUAAAUCAUAUGAUAAAUGAAAUUGAUGAAAAAGAAACUGAUUUCAAUCACGUUAUAUUCGAAACUGAAGAACUCUCGAAAUUUUGUAAGAAUAAUCAUUUGAACACUGACAUUAAACAGUUGAAAACUAGAAAAAAUAUUCUCAAAGAAAAAACGUUGAAACGUAAAGAUAGCUUGGAAAAUGAAAUAUUGCAACACUCCAACUAUUUGCAAGCACUUCAAGAGUCAGAAAAGUGGUUACUUCAAAUAUCGUUUCAACUUAUGGCUCAUAAUUCAUUAUAUAUCACUAACAGAAUACAGACUCAAGAACAAAUAAAACAUCACCAAGUCUUACUUAAUGAAAUAAUACAGUUUCAAGAUGUGUUAGAUGAUUUAAAAUCUAAAGGAAAUGCGCAAAUCAAUCGUUAUGCUUCAUCUACUCCGUCAAUCCAGUCAACAGUCGAACAGCAAUUGAGUAACAUUCAAGAUAGUUAUAAUUCAUUGUAUAACACUGCUCAGCAAAUAAAAGCUAGACUAGAAGAAUCGCUAUUGAAAUUCAAACAAUAUGAAGAUAUGUUAGAAAGUAUUUGGUCAAAUUUAGAUGAUUAUGAACCUCUUAUGAACAAAAGCCUAGACGAAAAUUGGUCACUUGAAGAAUCCAAAGAAAAAUUGACACUUUACCGGGAUCUUUUGAAUAAGUUACAAGGUGAAAAAACUAGAUUAGCUUUAGCUGUACAAGCAUGCGAGGCAGCAGUAGCUAGUAUUUCAAGACCUAGUAGUCCUGUAGAAUCCAACAACUCUCAGAUUCCAGAACAAGAGAUUGCCAUUCGUUUACGCUUAGAAGAAUAUCUGGAUCAGAAAAUCAAACAGACUUCAGAACCAUCUGUAGUGUUAUUAUCAAUGCUUCAACACUUAGAAGAUACCGGAAUACCUAAACUACUAAUCACAUUUACUGACUAUGUACAAAACUUUGUUGAUGAUUUGGUAAAUAUGAUAUCAGUUUUGGAAAACAAACAUAACCAACGAUCGAAAAUAUAUGAAUGGAUCAAAGAAGAAAUGAAUAUUUUGAAAAAAAUUAAGGAAAAACCCAUAAGGAAUAAUACGGAGGCAACUGCUCAAGAAAUUAUAAACUUAAAUGAAAUGCUACACAAUAUAAAUGAAAAGAAAACUGAAAUAUCUGAAUUAAUAUUAAAUGACCCAUCUGAUAAACUUGUUAAUGAUUUAGAUGAGUUCACUAACGAAGUAAAUGAAUUACUUUUAAAAAAACAAACAAAUCAAAAUAUAUUGUUAAUGUUCAAAAAAAGUGAAACUGAGUUACAAGUUUGGUUCGACAAUUUAUCCAAACGUAUUGAAUCCUUGGAAAAAGGCAGUGGAAAUAUUUGCCAACAAAAAUUAAAUUUAUUUAAUGAUCUUAAAGAAGAUUACAUUAAUAAUGGGGAAAAACUUAUAAAUAACCUAAGAGUAAACUGUCAACAUUUAAAAGAAGUAGUAAAUACUUUAGAUGGUCAAUUACUGGAUGAUCAGAUUAAGUCAGCCGAUCGACGUUAUAAAGAUUUCUGGACAAGAAUGGAACGAAAACAUGAAAUCUUAGAAAAUUCAAAAAAAAAUUUACUAUAUGCUAAAUCAAAAAUAGAAGAAAUUAAUAACUGGAUAAAUAAAACAUCAAAAUACUGUGAUGAUAAUAAAAAUAUUAGUUAUAAUAGUAAUGAGAUUGAAAAAAAAUUAAUUGAUUUAAAAAGUAUUGAUAAAGAAGCAGAAACAAAUCGAACAUUUUUAACUGAUUCAUUGAAAGUUAAACUAAAUGCGAUAGAACUUGAAUCAGAACCUAUUGAGUUCAAUGAUUUAGAAGAUAAUUUAUACAAGCCUACAGUUCAAAAAUUGAACGAAUUAAAAACUAAAAUAAAUGAAAAUCUGUCAAAACUUAAAAGUAUGCAUGAAGUUUCUCAAAAGUUUGAAAAUACUCUAAAUCAGUGUAACUUAUGGUUAGAUCGUAGCGAAAAAGAUCUCUUGCCAGAUAAAUAUCAACUCGAACCACUUGAGUUAAUUGUAGCUGAGAAAAAUUUUGAGCAAAUUUCGAAUUUAAAAACAGACAUUCAGAGUUUCAAAGACUUGAAAUUGGCAGAUUUGGAAAAAAAUGGUGAAGUGGUAUCUUCAUUUUGUGAUGAAAAAAAUGUUUCCGCAAUAAAAUCAAUCCUCAAUGAUAUUCUGAAUAAAACUAAAAAAAUAGAAAAUAUGAGUAAUUUUGCUGAGGAAAAAACAAAACUCGUUUUGGAAAAUAGGAAAUUGUUUGAAAAUGAUAUUAAUUUGUGUCAACAAUGGUUUAGCGAAGUAGAAGUUAUUAUGUCUGCUGAUGUUCGUUUAUCUACUUUAAAUAUUAUAGAAGAUCAACUUCAAAAGUAUGCUGCGCUUAAUAUUCGUAGUAAAGAAAUUGAUAAUAUUAUUGAACAACUAAAAACAAUUGGUGAACAAAUGCUCCUUUGCGAAUCAGAUGCGUUAAAAAUGAGUGAUCAAAUUUUAUCGUUGGAAAAUCGUCAAAAAAGAACAAAAGCUUUGAUAAAAGAUAGAAUUGAAAUGCUUGGACAACAUUUAGAAAAAAUGAAAAAUAUUUCGAAAAAAAUUGAAGAAAGUAAGAUAAUGAUUUCAAAAGUUCAUUCAAACUUACAAGAGUUAAAUCGCCCAGUAGGAAGCACUGUGGAUGAUGUUAAAGAUAUGAUAAUGUCUUAUGAAACACUGCUAAAAGAACUUAAAGAUUGGAAUGAAAAAUUAGGCGAUAAUGAUACUGAAUCACUAAAUGAAGUCAUUAAACAACAAGAAGAACUGAUAAGCACAAUUGAAAAACAAUUGUCAAAACUCAGGCAAUUAUUACACCUUCAUGAACAGUUUAUGGCGUUAAUCGCUGAUAUUGUCACAUUCCUGACAAAAUAUCAAAGUGUUUUCAAUGAAAUUGGAAUAUCUGGAAAUAGUAUUCAAAACAAAAUUAAGCAAUAUGAUGAGGUCACAGUUAAAAUUCAAGAAUGUGAGGCAACUCUUUUACUAGCAACAGACAAAGGAGAAAGAAUCGCCGAAGAAGGUUCCGCAUUUGAUCGCAACAACAUUACUCAACAAUUGCAGUCACUUAAACAACAGUUGACUAAUUUAAAAAAAUCUGUGGAAAAAGAAAGACAAAAAUUGGAAGCUACUGCAGCAGAACACAGUAAAUUAGCUGCUGAUUUAGAAGAAGUUCUGGAUUGGAUUCGUGAAAACGAAGCUCUCAUUAAAUCCAGGCCAUUACUUGAAAUAAACAUAAAUAGUGUUGAAAUCGAUUUGAAAUCACAUGAGGAAUUAAAAAUAAAAGUGGACGAACAACUGUCUCGUUUGAAAAAUCUACAUUCAACAGCUCAGAACGAAAAUAUUGAAGACAGUACAAUAAUUGAAUGUCUGAGUGAAGCUAGUUCAUUUUUGAAUACUAUUCCAAAAGAACUACAAGACAGACAAACAUAUUUAAAAAUGAACAAGGAGUAUCGAAUAGAAUAUGAACAAUUAAAAGAACAAUUUUAUUUAUGGAUUAACGAUGCAAAACUAAAACUGAAAUCCGCCGAAGAAAACAAAAAUGAUUACAAAAAUAUAGUAUCAAACUUAGAUUAUUUAAAAGCAUUAAUUAGUGAUCAAACUAUAGAUGAUUUAGUUUCAAAACAAAUUAAACGCACUAUAGACAAUAUUCGACCAUCUUUAACAUCUCAGCAAAACGACAUUCUGACUUCAGAAUUACAACGUUUCAAUAAAGACAUUGACGAUGUACGUAACUCCGCGAAAACCAUUCAGAAAUUGUUGGAAGAAGAAUCUAAUCUUUUAAAAGAGUAUAGAAGUGUAUUUGAUAAAGUAUCUACAAUUUUGAGCCAUUGUAAAUAUAACGAAAACCCUAUUCAAAAUAUUGCUGAAUUGUACUUCAAUGUAGAAAAAAUCACACUCGUACAAAACGAUUUACUCCGUCAACGGAAUGAGUUGGACUCAUUAAUAGAUAAAUCAAAACAGGUUGCUGACAAGAUCGUAAUGAGCGAUGAAAUUCAAUCUGAAACCGAUUCGCUAGUGAAACAAUGGACGGAACUAGAAAGGGAAAUGUCGUCUCGAAUAAUGUUAAUCACAGAUGUGGGGGAAAAAUGGAAGAGUGUUGAAGAGAAUUAUAGAAAAGUUGCAAUUGAGUCAACCCGAAUAAACGAUGCCUUAAGUAACAUCGAUCAAGUUAUCAGAACGAAAAAUCAAUUAGUGGAGUCGUUAGCUGCACUUUAUAAACUCAAAGAAAAUGUUGAGCUUUGUGGCAAUCAACUAAUCGAUACCAAAUCAAUUUGUGAGAAUGUCGUAAAGUUUUUGGACUUCGAAUCACAUCCUGCAUUUACUACUUUACAGGAAGACAUAAUAUCACGUGAAAAUAAACACACUGAACUAUCGUCAAAGUUGAAUAACGUACUUAGCCAAUUUGAAAUCAAUUUGAAAGGUUUCAACGAUGUUGAAGCUAAACUUGACAAGUUAGAGUCAUCUUUGAAUAAUUUGAAACCUGAAGUAGAGAGUUUUUACGUAUUUGCUCAAGACACGGAACAAACCCAGAAAGAACUUAAUGAAUUAUCAGAAAAAGUUAUAGAAGCUGCUAGUAAUUUGAAAAAAUUCAUCGAAUGCACACAAAACACAUAUAUUACAUCACAAAAACUAGUACCAAACGAUUUAUUGAGCAAGUUCAAUCCGUUGGAACUUAUUGCUGAGGAAUUGACGAGCCUCAUGGAUUCAAACAGUAGGGGCCUUAAACGGGCCAAGACUGUUCGUACGGAAUAUUUAAAAGAUGUAGACGAUGUGCAAAGAUGGCUUCAAGAAGCUGAAGUGAAGGUUCAAGAUCGUAGUAGUGAACCAAAAGAGAUCAAAAAGCAUAUCCAGACUAUUGAAGAUGAAAUUAGUGCAAUUAACGAGAAACUAAACAGAGCAAUAAAACAUGGCAAGGAAAUCGUUGAAAAAACGAAAGAUGAAGAGGAAAAAGAAAUGAUUCCAAAAACCAUUGAAUCGUUGGUGGGAAAAAUGAGUCAAGUUAAACUGUGGUUGGACGAAAAACGUAAUCAAAUUGGUGAUACGUUAGACGCAUGGCAGAAAUUUUUAUCCAUUUAUGACGUGGUAAUGGCAUGGUGUCAAAACAAAACAAAAUAUUUAGACGAACCAAUAACACUAAGUUCAUUAGAAGUUGUUAAACAAAAAGCUCAUGAAUUUUCGGCUGCUGUGAAAUCAAGCAAACAACAGAGUAAAAAUUUAGCCGAAAUGAGCAAAGAAUUAGAAAUAAUUGCUUUAUCAACAGAUGUUGGACAUCUUCCUGAAAAACUUGAAGAGGCUAAUAAUGCUAAAAACGACAUUGAGGGAAAACUUUCUGAAAAGAAUGCAUUAUUGCAUGAAACUUGUGAAGAAUGGGAACAAUUUGAGAGAAAAUUAAAAGAUGUAAAAUCAUUUAUUGAAAAAUCUCAACUUGCCAUUGAAUCGGGUGCUAAUAAAAAACGGACAUUACGAGAACAACAUGAUUUGAGAGAGAAAAUGUUGGCUGACAUUACAAUACAGAGAAAAAAAAUCACACUGUCCACAGAAAAGUUACAGAUUCAUUUCCGUGCUGGUUUCGGAGGAAAUGAAAAUAUCGAUAAAUUAGCUAAGGAUAGUUUGCAUCAUCUAGAUAACUUAUAUAAAACGGUAGAAGAACAAGCACAUAAUUUGGAAGAAAGUCUCUCACAGCUUGACAAAUAUCAACAAGAGAUUCAACACCUUCGUCAAAAAGUCAUCACUGCUGAACAGCAAUUAAGACUGACGCAGAGUCCAACAUAUUUACCUCAUGAUAGACAAAAGGCUGUGCAUGAACAAGACGCGUUCCAAGAACAAAUACGAGUGCUGCAAAGCAAGAUUAACUCAAGAACUGAACGAAUCAAACUGAUCAUUCAACGAGGCUCUCCAAUAUCCGACCCUUUAUUAAACUAACUAAAAUUUAAAUGCAUUUAUUUAUCUUCGUAUUCAUUCCACAAUUUUAUUUAAGCUAUUAAAAAACAAAAAAAAAUUCCAAAGUAAAAAUUAGUUUCUAAAGGCAUUUAUUCGG